AUGGAUCCGAACAUGGCCGGACACACCGGGGCCAGCCCGUUCCUGGUGUCGCCGUCCACGGGGCGCGCCAUGACCCCCUCCGCGUCCUACUCCGGCGGCGUCGAGGACGGGAAGCCGGCGGCGGGGGACGCGGGCGCCGAGUUCGUGCUGGAGUCCAAGGGCACGUGGUGGCACGCGGGGUUCCACCUCACCACCGCCAUGGUGGGCCCCACGGUGCUCACGCUGCCGUACGCGCUCCGCGGCAUGGGCUGGGCACUCGGGCUAUCGGCGCUCACCGCCGUCGCCGCCGUGACGUUCUACACCUACUACCUCAUGUCCCGCGUGCUCGACCACUGCGAGGCCGCCGGCCGCCGCCACAUCCGCUUCCGCGAGCUCGCCGCCGACGUCCUCGGGUCCGGGUGGGUGUUCUACGCGGUGCUCACCGUGCAGACCGCCAUCAACGCCGGCAUCACCAUCGGCAGCAUCCUCAUCGCCGGCAACUGCCUCCAGGUGCAGAUUAUGUACGAGAGCUUGGCGCCGAAUGGUACCCUGAAGCUGUACCACUUCAUCAUCAUCGUCGCCAUCGUACUGUCUCUCUUCUCGCAGAUGCCGUCAUUCCACUCGUUGCGGUAUAUCAACCUCGGGUCCCUAGUCCUCGCCUUCGGCUACACCAUCCUCGUCUCCGGUGCAUGCAUUCGGGCAGGUAUGAUGAGCAAUGCUCCGGUGAAAGAUUACUCGUUGAGCCCAUCAAAGUCCGGGAAGAUGUAUAACGCCUUCCUCUCCAUCUCGAUCCUGGCCACCGUGUUCGGCAACGGCAUCCUGCCUGAGAUCCAAGCCACCCUGGCGCCACCAGCGGCGGGGAAGAUGGUGAAGGCGCUGGUGUUGUGCUACACUGUGGUCUUCUUCACCUUCUACCUAUCGGCCAUCUCUGGCUACUGGGCCUUCGGCAACAAGGUGCAGUCCAAUGCGCUACAGAGCCUGAUGCCGGACUCGGGGCCCUCUCUGGCACCGACAUGGCUCCUCGGCCUCGCCGUCGUGCUCGUCCUCCUCCAGCUCCUGGCCAUUGCGCUGGUGUAUUCGCAAGUGGCCUACGAGAUCAUGGAGAAAGGGUCGGCAGACGCGGGCCAUGGAAGGUUCUCAUGGCGGAACCUGGCGCCGCGGGUGGCGUUGCGAACCUUGUACGUUGCUGCGUGCGCAUUUGUGGCGGCGGCGCUGCCGUUCUUCGGUGAUAUCGUGGGCGUGGUCGGCGCCUUGGGGUUCAUCCCGCUCGACUUCGUGCUCCCCGUCGUCAUGUACAACAUGGCGUUGGCCCCGCCUAAGAGGUCGGCGGUGUACGUAAUCAACGUGGCGAUCAUGGCCUUGUUCACCGGUGUUGGGAUCAUUGGCGCCAUUGCGUCCGUGCGGAAGCUUGUGCUCGACGCCGGACAGUUCCAGUUGUUCAGUGACCAUGUCGUCAGCUGA
Molecule: messenger RNA, 1440 nt
Organism: Triticum turgidum subsp. durum (durum wheat)
Lineage: Eukaryota; Viridiplantae; Streptophyta; Magnoliopsida; Poales; Poaceae
Source: the annotation of a GenBank genome assembly